Molecule: messenger RNA, 1780 nt
Organism: Momordica charantia (bitter melon)
Lineage: Eukaryota; Viridiplantae; Streptophyta; Magnoliopsida; Cucurbitales; Cucurbitaceae
Gene: BPM2
Product: BTB-POZ and MATH domain 2
Biological process (GO): protein ubiquitination
Molecular function (GO): protein binding
Source: RefSeq, a predicted model, not a curated record
UUAAAGCCAUUCAUCGAAGCUCCAUCUUCCACUUUCCGUGUUUGGACUUUUUUUGUUCUUUACCAAAUUGAUUUCUUCAGGUUCCUCAUAGUUUCUCUGAUUCCUAAUUCUCCUUCGGCGUAAGCGUUUUCUGGAACUCUCCCGCUUCCCAUAUUCAUAGUCGUUGCAGCUGAUUUGUGCUCCAAAUUUACCGAACCCCUCUUCGAUUCGAAGUUUUAACCCUAACACACCAUUUCAAUUCUGCCUUUUUGGGGAAGUAACAUCAAAAAUUUCAAAAAAAUCGGUUCUUCCCAAACUUUUAGUUGAUGGGCACAAUUAAACCGUUUAGAGAAACCUCUAAAGCCUCUUCGAAUCCUUCGCCGUCUCAUCCUCCGCCGGUGACCUCUUCUACCGCCCGGUUCGAGACCGUCAAUGAUUCACAUGGGUUCAAGAUCAAUGGCUACUCCCUCAACAAAGGUAUGGGAAUUGGGAAAUACAUUACAUCGGAUACGUUUAUGGUCGGCGGGUACGAGUGGGCGAUAUAUUUCUAUCCCGAUGGUAAGAGUGUGGAAGACAACGCGUCCUAUGUCUCGAUUUUCAUAGCGCUUGUCAGCGACGGCGCCGACGUUAGGGCACUUUUUGAAUUGACGCUCUUGGAUCAAAGUGGAAAGGGGAAUCAUAAGGUGCAUAGCCAUUUCGAAAGGAGGCUCGAGAGCGGUCCAUAUACCCUUAAGUAUCGUGGAAGCAUGUGGGGUUAUAAACGUUAUUUCAAAAGAACUCUUUUGGAGUCAUCAGAUUACCUUAAAGAUGAUUGCCUCUCAAUUCAAUGUGUUGUUGGUGUUGUUAAAUCACAAACAGAGGGGCCUAAAAUCUAUUCUAUAACAGUGUCACCCUCUGACAUCGGUCAGCAAUUUGGGAAGCUUUUGGAAAGUGGAAAGUGUACUGAUGUCAAUUUUGAAGUAGAUGGUGAAACAUUUGCAGCCCACAAGUUGGUCAUUGCAGCACGUUCACCUGUAUUCAGAGCACAACUUUUUGGCCCAUUGAAGGAUAAAGAUACUCGAUGCAUAAAGGUUGAGGACAUUGAGGCUCCUGUAUUUAAGGCAUUACUUCAUUUCAUGUACUGGGACAACUUACCGGACAUGCUAGAGCUUGUUGGUGCGAAUUCUAAGUGGGCAUCAACUCUGAUGGCUCAGCAUCUUCUUGCAGCUGCUGAUCGUUAUGCAUUAGAUAGGCUUAAGUUGCUUUGUGAGGCUAAACUCUGUGAAGAUAUUGCCAUAAAUACUGUGGCAACUACAUUAGCUUUAGCAGAGCAGCACCAUUGUUUCCAAUUGAAAGCUGCAUGCCUCAGAUUUAUAGCCAUGCCUGAAAAUUUAAAAGCCGUGAUGCAAUCGGAUGGGUUCGAUUAUCUGAAGGAAAGCUGCCCUGCUGUUCUUACAGAGCUACUGCAAUAUGUGGCAAGAGUGGCUGAACACAACGUUCUUGCUUCUGGAUUUGGGAAUGUGACCUUUUUAGAUGGCAGUGAUAUGAAUGGAAGGCGUGUGAAGCAAAGGUUAUAUUGACUGAUUUUGGAAGAAAAGCAAAGGAAGCCAUUGACCUGUUAGGAUUUAGACAUUUUUUUUCUCUGUAUUCAAUUGAUGCUAUGCAAAUUCUUAUAUGAAUGAUAAAAUAGUGUUCCUAUUUGGUUGUCUGCUAUCAAAUCAAAUGAUAAGUAACAUUGACAACGUCUCUGGUUUUAGUGUGUACAGUACAGUCUUUGAACAGCCGAAAGAAAAAGAAAAAGAAAUUCUGGAUUUUUUUUUUU